AUGGGCUCUGUUCCGCCUGUCACUUCCGUCACCGGUCAAUCUACACAACAUAGCCAGCCUUCUGAAGUCUCACAAACCGCUGCAGAUUUCAUCGAUGAGCAAUUAGCCCUAGAAGCCGAUGCUCGAGAGAUCCUGCCUUAUAAAUUCGACAAGUGCACGCACGAUCUUGGUGCAUUACGCCAGAGUGUAUUCGCUUGCCUAACGUGUUGCCCACCACCUGCGUCAGCAGCACAACUCUACACUUCUGCCGGUGUGUGCUACUCCUGCUCAAUAUCCUGUCACACUGAGCACACCCUCGUUGAGCUAUUCAAUCGGCGAGAUUUCGUCUGCGACUGCGGCACAACAAGAAUCCAGUCCGGCGAGCCAUGCACUUUACGCUCGGAUCCAAGCACUGGCAGCCGUGGAGUCAGCGGUCAACAAGCUUCGCCAGGGAACCACUACAAUCAGAACUAUCAAAACAGAUUUUGUGCCUGCGGAGAAGAGUAUGAUGCACAUACGGAAAAGGGUACUAUGUUCCAAUGCCUCGGGCUAGGCACUGUCGAAACAGGGGGAUGCGGAGAAGACUGGUACCAUCCAGAAUGCUUGAUGGGACUGAGCCGUGAUUGGCAUCAGGCUAUUCAGACACAGGAGGGCGAGAAGGAAGCGACGGAAGAAGAAAUCAGCCAUCCAGUCCCACCGGGCUUUCCUGGGGAGGAGGAUUUCGAGUCGUUGAUCUGCUACAAAUGCGUUGAGUCCAAUCCAUGGAUCAAGCAAUACGCGAGCAGCCCAGGGUUUCUAAAGCCUGUGUUCAAGAGCACUACCAAUUCGGUUGUCAAACCCGCAGCCGAAACAGUAUCGUUCUCGACAGAGCCACCGAGCCUCAAACGUAAGGCUUCCGACAGCGACCUCGAUGAGGCUCCAGCAAGUCCAACUAAGCGCGUUAAGGACGCAGAGCAGAUCUCAUCUAAUGAAAUUGCUGCUCGCAAAGUUUCAGCAGAAGAACAAAAAACUGCAACCCCUCUACUACCUCAUAAACACGAUGCACUUGCAGCAGCACCCGAAGGAAUAUUCAGCUUGUUCCUCAAAUCCGAUUUCCGAGACCACCUUUGCCACUGCCCCAAGUGCUACCCACACCUAAUCCCCCACCCCCAACUCACCGAAGAAGAAGAAUCCUAUGAGCCAUCAAUAUCAGACUCCGAGGCCUCGGGUCCCAACGACCGACGCUCUGGCACCCACUCACACGGCACCGCGAGCCUCCUGGACCGCGGCGAGGCCGCACUGUCGACCAUGGACCGUGUGAAGGCAAUUGAGGGUGUGAUGGUCUACAACCACCUGCGCGACAAGGUCAAGGCCUUCCUCAAGCCGUACGCCGAGAGUGGCCAGGCUGUCUCCGCCGAUGACAUCAAGGCGUAUUUCGAGAAGUUGCGAGGUGAUGAGAAUGGGAUCAAAGCGGCGGGGGCGAAGCCCACGGAUGGUGAUGCGGACGGUUCUGAUAAUAGGAGGGAACAGUCUGGUUAUUGA
Exophiala bonariae is the source of this 1500-nucleotide messenger RNA. RefSeq lists its product as uncharacterized. The transcript is spliced from 3 exons. Gene Ontology annotation, cellular component: cytoplasm. NCBI's taxonomy places the organism in Eukaryota, Fungi, Ascomycota, Eurotiomycetes, Chaetothyriales, Herpotrichiellaceae. The coding region runs from base 1 to 1500 and encodes 499 amino acids. Gene Ontology annotation, molecular function: ubiquitin protein ligase activity; zinc ion binding. The record is from RefSeq and is a predicted model, not a curated record.